This is a messenger RNA of Athene cunicularia (burrowing owl), 1131 nucleotides long. It is a transcript of the gene ATP23, whose product is annotated as ATP23 metallopeptidase and ATP synthase assembly factor homolog. Bases 429 to 953 code for a protein of 174 amino acids. Gene Ontology annotation, cellular component: extrinsic component of mitochondrial inner membrane. Gene Ontology annotation, biological process: mitochondrial protein processing; mitochondrial proton-transporting ATP synthase complex assembly. The record is from RefSeq and is a predicted model, not a curated record. Lineage: Eukaryota; Metazoa; Chordata; Aves; Strigiformes; Strigidae. Gene Ontology annotation, molecular function: metalloendopeptidase activity. The transcript is spliced from 5 exons.
UUUUGUCAGAUGAUCCAUCUCCACUUUUUUUCUCUUGCAAAUUUGAAGAGGGUUCAUCGAUUUCUGGUUCAUUUGUGUCCUUUUCACCAUGUAAUGAUGGCUGUGAAUGUUACUGAAAACAAUGGUCACUACAGGCCACUCUGUGUAUGUUUACUACUAAUAAGAUAAUGUCAGAAACAACUUGAUUCCUGAAUAGCCUUGUCUCUUGUUUCUGUAUCCCUUUAUAUAGCCCAAGGUGUAACAGAUGCAGUGCAAACAGAUGCAUUGCAUUAGGGUUAAACACUGCAAAGUAUGAGUUUACCUGUGUAGUGCUUUUUUUUUUCUUGUCUUUGUAUUUUGAUUAUAGAUGACUUUCAAAAUUUUUAUCUAGAAAAAUUGAUUGCAGCAAUGUUUUUCUAGAUCCAUAUGCUCAACUUCUUCUUGAGGCUAUGAAGCAGUCUGGUUGCACUGUCUUCAAUGACCGGCACUUUGCUUGUGAAAACUGUGAUGGCUGUGUCAGUGGAGGUUUUGAUUCUGCCACAUCUCAGAUUGUUCUGUGUCAGAACAACAUUCGCCAACAAUCCCAUAUGAACCGGGUGGUCACACAUGAAUUGAUUCAUGCAUUUGAUCACUGCCGUGCACAUGUUGACUGGUUUAAAAAUGUCAAACACUUAGCAUGUUCAGAGAUUCGAGCUGCUAAUCUCAGUGGAGACUGUACACUGAUGAAUGAAAUAACCAGGUUUAAAUUUGGAUUAAAAGGACACCAUCAGACUUGUGUACGAGACAGAGCAAUUCGUUCCAUUUUGGCUGUUAGAAAAGUUAGCAAAGAAACGGCAGAGAAAGCUGUGGAUGAAGUUUUUGAUGCCUGCUUCAAUGAUCUGGAACCUUUUGGAAGAAUCCCGCACAGUAAAACAGAUGCAAAACGUGCUUAUAAAGACUUUCAGAACAGAGAUCGCUAUAAUGCUAAUUUGUAAAGAGAAAAAAAUGUAAGAAAUUAUAUUAAUAUUUGAUUGUUCUGUUACAUCUGGAGUCACAGUCUAUGCACGCAGUGCUGGUGGAAAGGGCAAUUUUAUUAAAUGUAUCAAUUAAUUUUGUAAACCUUUUCCAGGAGCCAAAUUCCAUGGAAUUAAACAAAGUAAAUGAACAAGACUA